Molecule: messenger RNA, 1243 nt
Organism: Orussus abietinus
Lineage: Eukaryota; Metazoa; Arthropoda; Insecta; Hymenoptera; Orussidae
Exons: 6
Coding region: 124-942 (272 amino acids)
Source: RefSeq, a predicted model, not a curated record
UAGCAUUUGGUACCAACUCAUCUCUGCACAAGUUCUCUGGAUAGAUGUGAAUUCAUGUAAUAUUGUUAAAUUUUUUGAUUGACGCAUACCGACUGCAAGGUGAUUUAUAGAUCUAUUUCUGCCAUGAAAAACAACUUUUCCCCUGACAGAUCAUUGAUCAAUUAUAUUAAAAAAACAUUGGUAGGAAAAAUUUUCAUUGGAAGUUUUGUUGGGAAACAGUACGUGGAGUGUUUACAACUUUACAGGGAUAUUAUUCAUGUACAUACGAAUGAGGAAGAAUUGAUUGUAUCACUGAAUGAAGUUCAAAGCCAAAUUUGUAAAUAUUAUGGCAAUUCAAGGUGGUUUGGCAUGACAUGUGAGAAAUAUAAUAAUGACAAUGUGAAAUAUAUCAUAUGGACAACAUUGCCAGAGAUACCGCUUGGUAAAUAUUGGUUCCAAAUAUGUCCUGUCAAAUAUACAUUGAACGAGAUUCAAUUGAAAGUAAAGCAUUUGAGGGCUUUAGGAAUGAAUAAUGAAGACCCAGUCGAGAAAAAUUAUUUAUCUUCGUUUGAUUUGCAGAAAAUUUUUACAUUGGAGAACACAUAUCAUACACUAAGAUUUAAUGCAGUUGCGAUUUUAACUUUGGUGACAACUGCUAUGACACUUCUGUGGCACAUUGGAGAUUUUUCUCUGAAAUUUGUUCACUGCUUCUGUGUCCUAAUACAAGUGUUCACCCCUAUAAUACUUGCAAUAAUAAAUGGUUUAACAAAAUGUGUUGGUGGAUUAUAUUGGUUAAUUUACGUGAUAUUAAGAGGCGAUCAAGUACCUCCAUGGCAACAGUUCGAUAAUAAUGAUCAGCAGCGGAGGAAUCACUAUCAGAGCUCUUUUGCACUAUUAGGGAAUUCUGACCCAAAGCCCGCAAAUUUUUCAACAAGUCCAAAAAAAUGGACAUGUAGACAAUAGACUGUUAUAAAAGUGAUUUAUAUCAUGACGUGUAAAAUAAAGUGACUAUCUUGAUAGUCAUUUGUGUUACAAAUUACUUUUAGUGUGAUGCUUGGUUCUCUAGAGCGUUCUUUCUUCUGCAAUAAGGAACUAUUGUAUGCAAAGCACAUAUUAUACAUAUGUAUACUUAUUAAGUAUAACUGAUUUUAUAAUCUCAUCUUUAUCUAUAAAUAUGAGGUAAAAAUUUCAUGUACAUCGAGAAUUAUUGCUGUUGUUCCAAUAUUACAAAUUUUGUAAUAAAGUAAAGUUAUUUACCAUAUAA